Trematosphaeria pertusa is the source of this 1026-nucleotide messenger RNA. RefSeq lists its product as uncharacterized. The record is from RefSeq and is a predicted model, not a curated record. Lineage: Eukaryota; Fungi; Ascomycota; Dothideomycetes; Pleosporales; Trematosphaeriaceae. The transcript is spliced from 4 exons. The coding region runs from base 1 to 1026 and encodes 341 amino acids.
AUGGAGAUAAAACGAGAUUCCGCGAACUCUACCACGUUCACCAAACUCGGCACCCAAACGCCUGUCGUUUACGGCGACACACAAGUUUCACGGACCAUCUACACCAUCGUUUCCCUGGUAUGCCUCUCGAUCCUCACUGGACUUCUUGGAUAUCGCGCUAGGCAACUUGAAAGGCACCAUCUUCGAACACUGAGCUUGACACGCGUCUUAGUCCUAGUCCUAUACUUCCUAUCGAUCUCGUUCGUUACAGCUGCAGCGGUUGUCGAGAGUGGCCUUGGCCUAUCGACGCCUUCCAUUUGCCAUGCCGCUAUCAUCAUAUGUUUGGCGUUCUACGUCGGCAGCAAGGUUGCCAUGUAUGUCUUCCUAGUGGAGCGAGCUCAUGCACUGCGGGCGCCGUACAUGCGAAGGUCGCGUGACUGGAUCUGGCUCGGGGGUAUGGUCAUAAUCGCGUGCGGCUUUGGAAGUAUCGCCAUUGCCGGCUUCAUUUGGCCCAUUGCCGAUUUAUCCCCACAUGAUGGGCGCUGUCGAAUUGGAGUUCCUUACAAGGUCACUAUACCUCUGCUAUCCUUCGACGUCGUAAUCAACACACUUCUGACCGGAAUCUUCAUCUAUCUCCUGCGUCCGCUGCUCCGGUUCGGUGACAUGUCGAACGAAGAGGCCCCGGCGAGUCGCUUUACCAAGGGAUUGCGCCGCAUUCUCAAGAGCUCCGACGAGUCGAGUGCUGUGGGCGUCUAUCCAAUGAACCGUAACUUCUUAAAAUCCAUCGAGAGGUUGCUCUGGAAGUCCUUUAUUGGAUCCGUCCUUGUUAUGCUUCCGACUGUGGGGAAUCUCGCCGCGCUGUUACCGCUCAGAGGCCGCGAGCUGGGUUGGCUUUGCUUGACCAUAUGCACCUUCGAUGUGACUUGGGCUGUCUGCGUGAUCCAUUGGCUCACGGUGGGUUCAACGGAACUCGACGAGAGGGCUCUGGCACUCUUGGUUCAGCGUCCCGACUUCGAAAGCAAUACUUCCACAGGACCCUUGCAAUGA